GCAGAGACGGUUGCCGAAAGGUGAAGUGAAGAGCGACCUGUACGGAGCGUAUAAAAACCGACAAGUGUUGUCCGCGGGGAAUAUUUGGGCAAUCGGUUGUGAGAUACGAACAUUGUGUAGGUUAAAUUUCUGUGUGCGCGAAUAUAGAGAGGAUAUUUGAUCGAUGGCGCUUAAUUGAUUUCGAUUGCGAGUUGUAAUUCAUUGGAUAUUCGAAGUUUGCAUAGUGCGGGGAAGAAACGGUAAACCGGAAGAGUCUCGAGCGGAAGGGAUAAUUCGGGGACGAGAAACGUCAAUUGUUGGGAUCAUCGGCAGAAUGAGUUCUGCAGUAUCGAAGUCGAAAUCGACCAGGAGACCGGCCAGGAAAUCGACCAAGAAAUCGAGUUCUUGUUGCAAAGGUAGCGGCUGCCGAUCAGAAGAGCCCGAAAGCUCAUCCUACACGUCAGACUCGUCGUUGUCUUACUCGGACUCCUAUGACUCCUCCGGCAGCCAUUGUUACGGUAGCUGCCGUCCGCGGAGGCGAAGGAAUAAAGGCAAACCGGGAAGGAGGUCGAAAUUGAGCGUGCGAUCGUCGAAGGCGAAAACGCGGUACCAAACUCCGUGCAACGGGACGAAAACCUGGAGAAGGAAGCCAUCUCGUCGAACGAGACGAUCUCCCUCGCCGUGCGAUUGCCCGUCAGACGGUAGCUCGGACUGCGAUUGUUCCUCGUCGUGCGGUUGCUCGGACUGCGAUUGCUGCUCGUCAUGCAGUUUCUCGAGCAGCGUGUUGUCGGAUUCAGGCAGCAGCGACUGCUGCUGUGGCACAGACGCCAAACCGCGUCGUAAAACGCGAACUUAACUAAAUCCCAGCAUCGUCGCAUCGACACGCGUGUCAUCGAUUCGUAUCAUUCACAUUGCGCCAAUCUAUGUAUUAUCUAUUUAUUAAAUUAUUUAUUUAUUCCACGCUUCUAUUGUUGCAGCGGCGAAAGUGUAACGUAACUGAUAAGUAUAUUUAAGUAACAGAGUAGAUUUUAAUAUAAGAUUCAUAAGUAUUUAUAAAGCGAAUAGGCGAAUAGGAGAUUUUAUAGCAACCUGCAGCAAUAGGAGUGGCUUUACGCCGGAGCACUAGAGGUGCUGUUAUUUAUAAGGAAAUCAAUCAUUGUAUGUUACUUCAAGAAUAAAGGUGUCCUUCAUACGAAACAAUCGAGA
Molecule: messenger RNA, 1185 nt
Organism: Nomia melanderi (Alkali bee)
Lineage: Eukaryota; Metazoa; Arthropoda; Insecta; Hymenoptera; Halictidae
Source: RefSeq, a predicted model, not a curated record